AUGCAUAGUGUGGUGGAAGACAAGGAUUUGCUAACGGAAAUCCUUCUCCGGUUGGCGGUUAAAGACUUGCUCCGAUACAAAUGCGUGUGCAAAGAAUGGUUGUCUCUGAUCUCCGAGUCCCAGUUUUGUAAUCGGCACACCCUUGGACUAUGCCGCAAUCACAAACUUUAUGCAUCUGGAAUGUUGCUCCAAGAAACAGAGGAUUGCCUCAUCCUUAAGAAGGCUCGCAUAACCCCAUUUAGCAAUAACAGCAACAACAGGUUCACUUACCUCCAUCUUCAUAAUGAGUUCGAUGGACUACUUUACUAUCGUAUUCGUCAAUCAUGCAAUGGUCUACUACUCUGGGAUAGUGCUCCAAUACAAUGGCCUUCACCACCCUACGAUAUGGAAGCUAAGAAAUUUCUCCAAGGAUGCCGUUAUUUUUAUAUAAGCAAUCCAUCAACCGGUCAUUGUGUUCGUAUAGACCAAUUUGGCUAUGAAAUCCAUCAUCCAAAUUUUUCUAAUCCAGUUCUUGUCUUUGAACCUUGGAAAUCUCCUCACUAUAAAAUUAUCUUUUUCGCUAAAGUCGUAGAACUCGCAACCAAUAAGAUGAAGAUGAAUGUUUAUUCAUCAGACACGGGUUCUUGGAGCAAAGUUGAUGUUCUUACUUUUCCAAAUGAUAUUCGCUACUUCCGUAACAAUGGUGUUUAUUGCAAUGGUGCUAUACAUUGGUACGAUGUUGUUGAUGAUCGAAGUAAAGUGUAUUUCGAUAUUGAUGGGCUUUGCUUUAAAAAUUAUUUUCCAGCAUUACCAAUACCACCAGUACCACCCUUUAAAAAUUAUUUUCCAGCGUUACCAAUACCACCAGUACCACCUUAUUAUAAGCAGCUUGCGGAGUUGUAUUUAGGAAAUAGUGGAGAGAAUCUAUACAUGAUUGUGCAAAAGAAUGAUGACUCGUUAAAGUUAAUUUAUGGUAUUUGGGAGUUAAAAAAAGAUUACAGUGAAUGGAUUGUUAGAUUUCAUGUAGAUCUAACUACUUUCGAAGCAGGUACUUUUGAUGUUGAUGCAUUUGAUGUUGUUAGGCAACCACCAAAUGAUGAACAUGAACAGGAAGAUUCAAUACUUGCAAUUCUAAUAAUUAAUCGUACAAAAUUAGUGGCUUAUAAUUUGAAGGAUCAUAGUUCGAGAAUUCUCUACGAAGAAGAUAGAUUCUAUUCACCAAGUUUUCAUCAUCACUAUUUUGAGACUUUGACAAGUAUUCUACCGAGUUAUUAG
Molecule: messenger RNA, 1254 nt
Organism: Arachis ipaensis
Lineage: Eukaryota; Viridiplantae; Streptophyta; Magnoliopsida; Fabales; Fabaceae
Product: F-box protein At5g07610-like
Molecular function (GO): protein binding
Source: RefSeq, a predicted model, not a curated record